AACUACAUUAAGGACUUUAUAUCAACAAAAAAUUGUUACAAAUUAAAGAACAAAAUUGACGAGCUUUCUUGAGGGGGAAAAUACGUACAGAAUCAACCAUGGCAACCGCUCCACCAGCCCCUGGCAUAUACGUGCCGGUCCCGACCUUCUUCGUAGGCAGAAAAGCGGCGAAUUACAAUCCCGUUGCAGCACCUGUAGAUAUUGAUACUCAGGUCGCGCACUCGUUAUAUCUAGCAAAGGCAGGCAUCAAAGGGCUGGUUAUUCUGGGUAGCACAGGCGAGGCUAUUCACUUGACGAACAAGGAGCGAUCCGAGGUCCUCUCAGGAGUUAGACAGGCGCUAGAGAAGGCAGGCUUCAAGGAUUAUCCCAUCAUUGCCGGCACCGCGACGCAGAACAUCGAGGAGACAGUUGAGCAGCUCAAAGGUGCAAAGGAAGCCGGCGCACAAUAUGGCUUAUGUCUAGUCCCUGGAUACUUCGCCGGAGCCAGCACACAGGAAGGCAUCAUUCGGUGGUACUCGGCUGUAGCUGAUCUAAGCCCUAUACCAAUUAUGAUAUACCACUACCCAGGCGUCUCAAACAACGUGAAGGUUGUGCCAUCGACGUUCGUCACCUUGGCUAAGCACCCCAACAUAGUAGGAUGCAAGCUCUCACACGGCGACGUCUCAUAUCAUACGCAGAUUGCAUCCAAUCCGGCGAUUGACCAUUCAGCAUUCGCCACCUUCUCCGGUCUAGGUCAGCAGUUGCUACCGGUUGUGAGUGUGGGGGUUGUAGGUGCUAUUGACGGGUGUGCGGGUUUCUUCCCUCGCACCGUAGUACGCCUAUUCGAGCUGUCCCUCAAGAACCAGCCUACGGACGAAGAGGUAGCUAGGCGCCGGCUAUUACAAUUCAAGGUCAGCUCUAUGGAAGAGUUGAUCGUGCAGACUGGAACUGUGGGUAUCAAAGAAGCUGUUAGUAGGUUACGAAACCUGGGCGACCGAGAUGGUACUAGGUUGCCGCUACAUGGUGGACUACCGGGCGGUGAUGCUGAGUGGGCCAAGUGGAAGGAGAUAAUCGAUGCGAUGGAGGCUGAAGAGAACAGCUCCUGAGCUUGGACUGAUCCUGGAUGAUUGAUGAUAUUCUAGGAAUCUAUGAAAUUGUCCUGUAUAUAGGGCGAGGAUGAAUAUGGAUAGACUACCAAGUUGUAUAGUUAGUAGGAUGUUCAUAGUAGAACUUGAAUCAACAUUCAAUGAUUACAUAACUUCAAGUUUCACUGCUU
This is a messenger RNA of Hypoxylon fragiforme, 1255 nucleotides long. Its product is annotated as aldolase. The coding region runs from base 99 to 1085 and encodes 328 amino acids. The record is from RefSeq and is a predicted model, not a curated record. Gene Ontology annotation, molecular function: 4-hydroxy-tetrahydrodipicolinate synthase activity. Lineage: Eukaryota; Fungi; Ascomycota; Sordariomycetes; Xylariales; Hypoxylaceae. The transcript has 2 exons.